AAAAUUACGGACAGUCUUGAGGCACCCUUUACAAUUACGGACAGUCUUGAGGCACCCUUUAAAAUUAUGGACAGUCUUGAGGCACCCUUUAAAAUUAUGGACAGUCUUGAGGCACCCUUUAAAAUUAUGGACAGUCUUGAGGCGCCCUUUAAAAUUAUGGACAGUCUUGAGGCACCCUUUAAAAUUACGGACAGUCCUGAGGCACCCUUUAAAAUUACGGACAGUCCAGAGGCACACUUUAAAAUUAUGGACAGUCUUGAGGCACCCUUUAAAAUUAUGGAUAGUCUUGAGGCACCCUUUAAAAUUACGGACAGUCUUGAGGCGCCCUUUAAAAUUAUGGACAGUCUUGAGGCACCCUUUAAAAUUACGGACAGUCCUGAGGCACCCUUUAAAAUUACGGACAGUCUUGAGGCACCCUUUAAAAUUGCGGACAGUCCAGAGGCACACUUUAAAAUUAUGGACAGUCUUGAGGCACCCUUUAAAAUUAUGGACAGUCCUGAGGCACCCUUUAAAAUUAUGGACAGUCCUGAGGCACCCUUUAAAAUUAUGGACAGUCUUGAGGCACCCUUUAAAAUUAUGGACAGUCUUGAGGCACCCUUUAAAAUUACGGACAGUCUUGAGGCACCCUUUAAAAUUACGGACAGUCUUGAGGCACCCUUUAAAAUUACGGACAGUCCCGAGGCACCCUUUAAAAUUAUGGACAGUCCCAAGGCACCCUUUAAAAUUAUGGACAGUCUUGAGCACCCUUUAAAAUUAUGAACAGUCUUGAGGCACCCCAUUCCAAAAU
Staurois parvus is the source of this 787-nucleotide messenger RNA. Lineage: Eukaryota; Metazoa; Chordata; Amphibia; Anura; Ranidae. The record is from the annotation of a GenBank genome assembly.